Molecule: messenger RNA, 8811 nt
Organism: Doryrhamphus excisus (bluestripe pipefish)
Lineage: Eukaryota; Metazoa; Chordata; Actinopteri; Syngnathiformes; Syngnathidae
Source: RefSeq, a predicted model, not a curated record
GUAGGACACGAGUGAGGAAGAGGGAACAGGAAAUGUUGGGAUUUCCUCUGGAUGUGAGGUGUUUUUCCUCUGUGUGGGAUCAACUCCUGCACAGAAGCUGCCGAAGCUCAGCGAGCAAACAUCUCCUCUCUUCAAAACCUCUUUUUCCACUUCCUUUUCUGAGGUACACCUCCAAGAUUUCCUGACUUUUUUUUUUUUUUGCCAAUCUUUAGUCGUUGAUGCUCCCCAAUCCCGGCCGGUGAUGUGAUAAUUGUCACUCGGAAAACUUGGACCGUAUUCAGCGUUCCCCACUGGUUAGGCCUCGCUUGAGGCUCUUACGGCAUGUUGCGUUGUGUUGUCCAGCGGGCCAACAACUUGCGGCACUCUGACCCCUUGGCCAGCGUCAACUUUAGAGGCUCAAAGAAGAAGACCAAGGUCAUCAAGAACAACCCCAAUCCUGUUUGGAACGAGGGGUUCGAAUGGGACCUGAAGGGGGUCCCUUUGGACUCAGGGGCCGAGCUGCACUGUGUGGUCAAGGACCAUGAGAAGAUGGGGAGGAACAGGUUCCUUGGGGAAUGUCGACUCUCUGUCAGAGAUGUGCUGAGCUCUCCCAACAUGGCCGCCUCCUUCACCAUCUCUCUACUGGACACCAAGAGGAACAAUACGGGGGCCACACUCACCUUGCAGGUGUCCUACACCCCUCCUCCGGGGUCGGCUCCUUUCUUCCAAUCUGUGUCCCUGCCUGAGGUCCCCCCGCACAGCAACCCCAACGUGGAGCUGGACACGGUCACAAUGAUCUCCCUGGACACUCUGGGUGAGGAGGACACGGAGAGCAUGAUCAUGUUGGAGGUCCCUGAGGACCAGGUCGCGGAUGACGGACGAUCCAUGGUGGUGGUUGGCCCCCAGGGGCCUCAGGGGAAGGAGUCACCCGCCGCCCAGACCCCCAAACGCUCGCCGCCUUCUUACAACACCCACGGGGGGCUGAAGAAGAGGAGGAGGGGCACCAGCGGUCAGGCCAAACCUCUCUCCAACAAGCCUCAGGACAUUCAGGUCCGCGUGCGGGUCAUCGCAGCUCGACAGCUGCCUGGCGUCAACGUCAACCCCGUCGUCAAGGUGACGGUGGCUGGACAGAGCAGGAGGACACGCAUCCGUAAAGGCAACAACCCGACCUUUGAUGAGACUUUCUUCCUGAACUUCUUUGAGACGCCAUCUGACUUGUUUGACGACGCCAUCUUCAUCACGGUGUGCGACUCGCGCUCCCUCAGGACGGACGCCAUGAUUGGACAGUUCAAGCUUGACGUGGGCGCCGUCUACAACGAGCACCGACACUGCUACUUGAGGAAAUGGCUGCUCCUCUGUGACCCUGAUGACCUGUCUGCUGGGGUGAGAGGUUACCUGAAGGUCAGCCUCUGGGUGCUGGCUGCUGGAGAUGAGCCGCCGGCGGACAAGCGUGACUGUUUGGAGGACAAGGAGGACAUCGAAGGGAACCUACUGCGACCAGCUGGUCUGUCCCUCAGAGGAGCAUCCUUCACCUUGAGGGUCUUCAGAGCUGAGGACCUUCCCCAGAUGGACGAUGCCUUCAUGGACGGCAUGAGGCAGAUUUUUGGCUUCGACAGCAAUAGGAAGAACCUGGUGGACCCCCUUGUGGAGAUCCACUUUGCUGGCAAAACAGUCUGCACCAAGGUUCUGGAGAAGAAUGCCAAUCCACAGUGGCACCAGAGUCUCACAAUGCCAAUCAGGUUUCCUUCCAUGUGUGAGAAGAUGAGGAUCAGAAUUCUUGACUGGGACCGAGCCAGUCACAACGAUGUCAUUGGCACCGCCCACCUUCGUAUGUCCAAGAUCUCAGCCCCGGGAGGAGAGUUGGAGGAUGACUUGACUCCACGCAACGUCCCCUCUGGCAUGGACGAUACGCUUGGCUUCCUGCCCACGUUUGGUCCGUGUUUUGUCAACUUGUACGGCAGUCCCCGAGAGUUCAGCACCUUCAACGACCCUUACGAAGCCUUGAACCUGGGAAAAGGGGAGGGCGUGGCUUACCGAGGUCGGCUUUUACUGGAACUGACCACGAAGCUGGUGGACAAGCCGGAGCCAAAAACGGAAGACAUCCCGUCGGAUGAUCUGCUGGUGGCUGAGAAGUUCCUCAGGAAGAGGAAGUUCUCUCUCUUUGUGGCGUUCUAUUCGGCGACGCUCCUCCAGGACGUUGACGACGCCGUCCAGUUUGAGGUCAGCAUCGGCAACUACGGCAACAAGUUUGACUACAGCUGCCUCCCUCUGGCCUCCACGACGCAGUUCAGCAGGGCUGUGUUUGAUGGUUGCCAUUACUACUACCUCCCCUGGGGAAAUGUGAAGCCAGUGGUGGUCCUGUCCUCGGCGUGGGAAGAUAUUGCUCCGAGGAUGGAGGCUCUCAACAUGCUGCUGGCCGUCCUCGACAGACUGGAGGCCAACCUGCAGCGGGUGCAGCUGGAAGUGAAGUCAGGGAGCGACAUGGAUGAGCUGGAGCUGCGCGUGAUGGAGAUGUUGGAUCAGGUGAUCACAGACUGCAGUCAGGAGCUGCCGUCUCUUCAACGAUGGCCGUGUGCGACCCCGCUGGACCGCUCAUUGAAACACAUUCGCACUCUGCACCUGCAGCAGAUCGUAACGGCAGCCCUGGCCCUCAAACACGGGCCGGCCACGGAGCUUUCAUCCGUCAUGGAGCAGGCGGAGGACUGGGCCAGCCGGCUGAGGAGUUUGGCUGAGGAGCCUCAGAACAGUCUCCCUGACAUCGUCAUAUGGAUGCUGCAGGGCGAGCGAAGGGUGGCAUACCAUCGCAUUCCGGCCCAUAGCGUCCUCUUCUCUGAGCAACACUGUGGCAAACACUGUGGACAGUUGCAGACCAUCUUCCUCAAACAUCCACAGGGGGGCAGCAGGGAGCCUAAGCUUCCCGGUCAGCUCAGGGUCAAAGUGUGGUUCGGACUGGCUGCAGAUGACAAACACUUCAACCAGUGUGCUGAAGGAAAAUUGUCCGUAUUCGCAGAAACGUAUGAAAACCAGACCCGACUCGCCCUAGUGGGCAACUGGGGCACUACAGGUCUCACCUGUCCUAAGUUCAGCGAUGUGACGGGAAGGGUGAAACUGCCCAAGGAGAGUUUCAAACCCUCACCCGGCUGGACUUGGGCCGGAGACUGGUACAUCAGCCCUGAGAGGACACUGCUGUUUGACGUGGACGCCGGUCACAUGACCUUCACAGAGGAAGUCUUUGAAAACCAGAUGAGGUUACCUGGUGGCCAGUGGAUUGGCAUGCCUGAGGGAUACACUGAUGUGAAUGGCGAGAAGGCGUUACCAAAAGACGAGGUGGAGUGUCCUCCGGGCUGGGUGUGGGAGGAGCCUGAGUGGAGUGAAGAUCUUAACAGGGGCGUAGAUGAUCAAGGCUGGGAGUACGGCAUCACCAUACCACCGGAUCGCCGUCCCAAGUCGUGGGUCCCUGCUGAGAAGAUGUACCACACCAACCGUCGGAGGCGAUGGAUACGCUUGAGAAGGCGAGACCAAAAGAAGAUGGAAGCUCUCAGAAAGCAUCCAGACGAGGCGGAGCGGGAGGGCUGGGAGUACACCUCGCUGUUUGGCUGGAGGUUCCACCUGAAGCCAAGGAAGACGGACAGCUUCCGGCGGCGCAGGUGGAGGUGUCGCAUGGAGCCCCUGGAGAAGACGGGACCGGCAGCCAUCUUUGCUCUGGAGUGCUCCCUGAGCAGCAUAGAAGACAAACAUGAUGACAAGUCUGUCACCACCACCUUUGGAGUCAACAGACCCACCAUUUCCUGUUUCUUUGAGCGUGGAACCCGCUACCACCUGCGCUGCUACCUGUAUCAAGCUAGAGACCUGCUGGCCAUGGACAAGGACAGCUUCUCUGACCCCUACGCCAUUGUGUCUUUCCUCCAUCAGUCCCAGAAGACAGUGACGGUGCGUAACACCCUCAACCCUACCUGGGACCAGACACUCAUCUUCUACGAGGUGGAGAUUUUCGGGGAUCCCGAGGCCACGAUGGCCAGCCCCCCCCAUGUGGUUGUGGAACUUUAUGACCAGGACACAUAUGGGGCAGAUGAGUUCAUGGGUCGCUGCGUGUGCUCGCCCUCGCUGACGCGCUCGCCUCGCCUGGCCUGGUAUCCCAUCCGCCUCGGCGACAAGGACGCUGGCGAGCUGUUGGCAGCGUUUGAGCUCAUACAUAGGGAGAAGCCAGUAGUUCACCAUAUUCCAGGUCAGGAGGCUGACAUUGUGACUUCCAGCCAUGUUCUGGAUGAGGUAAAGCAUCACUGUUUGAAGCAGGGGACAUACUUGGACUAUGUAACAUGCUUGUCUCUUUGUGUCCUUCAGUUGAUGUUCCCGGGAUUUUUCAGUGAGAACCUUCAGCAAUGGCCGGAUGAGUCAGAUCUUCCGUGCCCCCCGCCACAGAGGGAGCCCAACGUCUUCAUGGUGCCUCAGGGGAUCAAACCUGUCCUGCAGAGAACCGCCAUUGAGGUGCUGGCGUGGGGCGUCCGCAACCUGAAGAGCUUCCAGCUAGCCAGCGUCACUUCGCCCAGCCUGCAGGUGGAGUGCGGCGGCACCACGGUCCAAAGCUGCGUCAUCCGCAGCGUGAAGAAGAAGGCCAACUUUGACAUCAACACGCUCUUCCUUGACGUGAGACUCCCCCUGAUGGAGCUCUACAUGCCCCCCAUCGUCAUCAAAAUCAUUGACAACCGUCAGUUUGGCAGGAAGCCCGUGGUGGGCCAGUGCACCAUCCGCUCCCUGGAGGAGUACCGUUGCUUCCCCCAGGAUGAGGGCGAGGAUCAGGAGGAGGCGGAUGGAGGUCACGGUCAGAUGCCCCGUGUGGUCAGUGGCGAUGCCUUCAUCGCCGUGGACGACGAGGAGCCGCUAAUCUCGCAUCAGCUCGCAGACGGAGCCACUUCCGCUAUCAUUAACCUCUCCGCCUCUAGCUGCAGCCUCCACGAAGAAGAUUUCAUGGACUGGUGGAGCAAGUUCUACGCGUCCACUGGAGACACAAGGAAGUGUGGGACGUACCUGGACCGAGGCUUGGACACUGUGCAGGUGUACGACAGGGAGUUGGAGAAGGUGGAGGCUUUUGAGGGUCUUUCCGAUUUCUGUCAAACCUUCAAGCUGCAACGAGGAAGGACGCUGGAGGAAGGAGAAGAUCCGUCAGUGGUGGGAGAGUUUAAGGGUAUGUUUAAAAUCUACGCCCUUCCGGAGGACCCCUCGGCCCCUGCUCCCCCUAGACAGUUCAGGAAGCUUCCUCCUAACUCUGUGGAAGACUGUUUGGUCCGCGUCUACAUUGUCCAGGCUCGAGGAUUGCAGCCCAAAGACGCCAAUGGAAAGUGUGACCCUUAUGUGAGGAUUUCACUGGGGAAGAAGAGCAUCAACGACCAUGAAAACUAUCUCCCCUGCACGCUGGAGCCUGUCUUUGGAAAGAUGUUCGAGCUGAGCUGUUCCCUCCCCCAGGACAAGGACCUACGGGUGAUGCUCUACGAUCACGAUUUGCUCACCAAGGACGAGAAGAUUGGCGAGACGGUCAUUGACCUGGAGAACCGCUUCCUGUCCAAAUACGGAGCGGGCUGCGGUCUGCCCAUGUCCUACUGCCUCUCGGGGGUCAACCGGUGGCGAGACCAGCUCACUCCCAAGCAGCUGUUGUCCAGAGUGUGCGAGCGACGGAACCUACGCAAGCCCGUGUACCGCAAAGACGUGGUCCACUUCAGAGGGGUGCAGUACAGCGUUGCCGACCUCGAGGAUAGAUACGUGUCCAAACGUCACCUGGGUCCAGUCGAGGAGCGUCUGUCGCUCCACAUACUGAGGGACAUGGCGCUGGUCCCAGAACACGUGGAGACCCGAGUGCUGUACAGCCCGCUGCAACCCGACAUUGAGCAGGGACGUCUCAUGAUGUGGGUGGACCUUUUCCCCAAGUCUCUGGGACCACCCGGACCCCCCUUCAACAUCACGCCACGCCAAGCCAAGAAGUUCUUGCUGCGUUGCAUCAUUUGGAACACCAGCGAUGUCAUCCUGGACGAUGUCAGCAUCAGCGGGGAGAAGAUGAGCGACAUCUAUGUCAAAGGGUGGCUGGACGGACACGAGCACAACAAGCAGAAGACAGAUGUCCACUACCGUUCGCUGGACGGAGAAGCAAACUUCAACUACAGAUUCGUCUUUCCUUUUCUCUACCUACCAGCAGAGCAGUUGUGUGUGGUUGACAGGAAGGAACAUUUCUGGAGUUUGGACAAAGCCGAAACUAAACUGGCCCCCAAACUGACCAUCCAGGUGUGGGACAACGACAAGUUUUCCUUUGACGACUAUCUUGGUCACCUGGUGAUGGACCUCAACUACAUGUUACGUCCGGCCAAGUCGGCGGAGAAGUGCGAUCUGCGUCUCCUGGAGCAGCCAGCCGGGCAGCUGGUGUCUCUGUUUGAGCAGAAGACCGUCAAAGGCUGGUGGCCCUGCCGACGCGAACACGACGGAGGCCAACUACUCGCUGGCAAGGUGGAGAUGUCUCUGGAAAUUGUGACAGACCAAGAACACGAGGAGAGACCAGCCGGUUUUGGUCGAGACGAGCCCAACAUGAACCCACACCUAGAAGAACCUCUGCGUCCAGAGACCUCCUUCCUGUGGUUCUCGUCCCCCUACAAGACGCUCAGGUUCAUCUUGUGGAGACGCUUCAAGUGCUUCAUUGUUCUAUUCAUCGUUCUCUUCCUCGUCGUUCUCUUCCUUGGCGUCUUCCUCUACGCUUUCCCGAACUAUGCUGCCAUGAGGAUGGUGGGCCCAUUUGGACCAGCACGUGCCGCAGAGUGACCUUCUUCUGGGAGUGUAUUCAUCUCCUUUGCGUCUAAUUAACUCCUCACAAGCCUCCUUACCCUAACAUGGUGGGGUUCAUGGUAUCGUAUCUCUGGUCUUGGUCCCGUCAUGUGGGACGGGGGACAACUUGGAACUGCUGACUGCUCUUUAACAUGUUGAAGCUUUCAUUGAAAAAAAAAAAUCCCUGCUAAUUCUCCUUGAAUGUCAUGUGCCUCAUUUCCUCGUCCUCCUGCCAUCCUCCUCCUCGUCCUCGUCACCAACAAAGGUCCAUCGCUGGAAAAGUCUGACUCUCUUCGUCGGCCUCUCCAAAGUGGACCCGAGUGGAAAAGUUGACGUAGUGGUCCCGGCGGCGCUUGUAAACAAAAGUCACAUUGAGCGCUGGAAAGAUUUUAGCGAACGUCUCGUCCUGCCAGGUCCAACCAGUUUGUAACCGCGGAGACCGACGUCUCACCAAGGCGUCUGACCCGCCGCUCGGUUCUGGCCUCGCGCGUCUCCUUGUUGUCUCUUUCAUUUAUCUCAAUGUCUCCAUGGCGACACGCAGGAAUAAAGCUAGACCAGGUCUGAAGAGGAACCUGACCUUUUUGUGAACUUGUCGUGAUUUGUGUGUCCCAGCGCUCCGACUGAGCCUUCCCGCCUCGUGUUUCUUCUUCAUGCCUGCCGCUACCGCAUCCGGCCUCGUCUUCUCCCGCUCUCCUCAUCCUUGUCUCCUCUUCCUUGGGGCGUUGUUAUGGUCAUCGUGAACUGCAGGUGAACCGCUGACCGCAGUGUGUGUGUGUGUGUGUGUGUGUGUGUGUGUACUGCACAGUGUGGGUGGGCUGUGGUGGAGGUCUGUCUUCACUCCCAUUCCUAUUUUCUUUCACCUCCUCCUCCUCCUGUGUCCUUUCUCCUUGUAACUCCUUGUAAAUGGCGCCCUUUCUUCACUUCCUGUCCACCUUUUUAGAAAAGUCGAAGGUGAAACUUCUCAUCCUUUGUCCCCGUCCGCUCGACUCGCCCACAGUCCUUGCAUUGGUACACACACAUAUACAUGCAUACUGGAAGGGUCAAAGUUCACCAAAUGUGAUGGAAAACGGCAUUUGGUUUCGUUCUUGCCUCGAGCAAGCGAGGAGGCCGGCAACAUCAAACGUUUGCGGCCGCGCCCGAGACUGUGGCGGUGCCUCAAAUGCAAUACAGUCGUCUCCCGUUUAUUGCGGUUAAUUGGUUCCAGCCCCGACUGCGAUACGUGAAUUUCCACAACGUAGGAUUCAAUAUUAAUAAAGAGAAUAUUUUUGUACAGCAUGAAAAACCUGUUAUAUGACCCUCUAAAUACUAUUGUUGACAUUGGGAGAGCCUUGUAGACAUUCAAUAACACCAAUAUAGCAGACGUGAUAAGACAUAAUAAGACAGUUUAACAUGAAUCUACCGUGUAUAAACAUACGCUCUGACAGUACUGUUAGCUUUGUUUACACCACAUUGCUCACCAAUUAUGUAUCUUGAAGUAAUCUACCCAGAUGAAGUAAUCUACCCAGAUGAAGUAAUCUACCCAGCUAACCAGUGAGCCUCCAAUUUAUUUAUUAUAAACUUAAGACAACGUUUAAAAGAAGGAAGAAGGAUAAAGUGAAAGCCAAAAAUGUACCACUGCCACACGGAAUGGGAGGCAAAGUUUUUUCCACUAUGUCACGUCGGACUCGUCAUCCAUGGCUGUAUGUAUUAACAGUGGAAAUCCAUUCCUGCCAUUACACACUUACCAGAAAUGACCAUGGCAAUAUUUACCUGCUCAUUAUCCUUCUCCUCCUUUUCCUUCGCCUACUUCUCCUUCUCCUGCGGUGGUCAUUGUCCACACUGUGCACUCAUCAUUUUGAGUGCAACAUCCGGGUUCCGUCCGCACCGGGAACACAUUUAUGCAAGCAAAAGUCUUGAUUCCCAGCUGCUGCUGUUGGUGGGCGGAGCUGCAAUGUCGUUCCACUGUAGUAUCCUCACUGCAGAAUGUUCAAAUGUGACAUUUGAGUGCGCUGUUAUUUGUUUGCUGUUUGCUGUCCAGACCGCCACAAUAAA